AUCUGCGUACGAGUAAACAUUCUUAGCCUCGAAGUUAACUCUACUUCCACCUCUUCGCAUUCCACCCUCAACUGGGCACGGGUUUUUGGAGGGGCCUGCGUCUUCCGCCCUCACGGUUCUCGGCAGGUUCAAGUGCUUUCGCUGCUCUGCCGUCCAGGCUUCACCUAAUUAUCCCUCCACCUUGUCCAGCUGCUCAGGAGUGAGUCAUUUCACACGUGUGCGACACAAAUCCUGAAACAGACCCUCUUGUUUCUGAGUCCGAUAAGCUCCCUCUGAGUUCCCUCUGAUUUAUUUUUGCGGGCGCCGUCUCCCGGAGUGACGUGCGCACGGCACACGGCCGUGCAGGUAAAUCUUCUGACAGAGACGCUGAUGACGGCUUCUCCUGCUGCUGCUGCUGCCGCUGCUGCUGCUCCUGCUGUCAUGACGCGCCCCCACCUCCAGUGUAGUACAACCUUUCUCUCCAGCAGGAUGCCCCCUCUCCUCUCCAGCAGAUACCCCUCUAAUUCUGCCUCAAAAUGGAUGACUGUUGUCUUUUUUUCUGCCUGCCCAUGUUGAGCCGGGAGAUUAGAGCAAUCAGAUUAGGAGUGCUGCUGACCUGCAGGCAGAGGAGGGAGAGUGGGCAGCUCACACAGAGCUCCUCUACCUUGCUUAAUGUUUUCCGUCACUUCAGCAUGUUUGUGAACCUGUUUCUCUAGACGCCGUUGGGACUUUUUCAUGAUUCCAAAAGAGUUUGUCUGGUGUCGUGACCCGCAGGUUUAUCACAGUCUGAUGACCCCAUCCAGGGGUUGAGCUGCGGAGCGAUGAAGGUGGGCUCUCAAAUCAGCCUGCUGCUGUGGAAAAACUGGACUCUCCGCAAGAGACAGAAGAUCCGCUUCCUGGUGGAGAUCUUCUGGCCCGUGUUGUUAUUUAUUGGUCUGGUGUGGCUUAGGAAGGCCAAUCCGUUGUACCAACAGCAUGAGUGUCAUUUCCCCAACAAGGCCAUGCCCUCAACAGGGAUUCUUCCCUGGAUCCAAGGGAUCUUCUGCAACGCCAACAACCCCUGUUUCAGAUAUCCAACCCGGGGAGAGUCUCCAGGAGUUGUGUCCAACUAUAACAACUCAGUAUUGGCACGGUUCUACGUCGAUGCCCAGGAGCUUCUGCUCAACGAGUCGGACGUGCGGCAGCUUGGUCGGCUUUGGCGCGAAAUGUCGUCCUUCUCCAACUUCAUGGACACCUUACGCAGCAACCCGUCUUCGGUUUCAGGUCGUGGGCUGAAGAUUGAUGAUAUUCUGAAGGAUGACGAGGUUCUUACGGCCUUCCUGUUGAGAGACGCCGGCCUCUUGGAUUCCAUCGUCUACCAGCUCAUCAAUGCACAAAUACGACUCGAGCAGUUUGCGUUUGGAAUCCCAGACCUGCAGCUGAAAGACAUAGCGUGCAGCCAGGCCCUGCUGGAGCGCUUCAUCAUCUUCCCCAGCCGCAUGGGACUCCACGGGGUCCGCAACGCCAUGUGCGCCCUCAGCCAGCAGAGGCUGCAGAAGAUAGAGGACAUCCUCUACGCCAACCUGGACUUCUUCAAGAUCUUCAAAGCGAUGCCCAGGGUUAUGGACAGCAGCUCUGAGGGGAUUGACCUGCAUUUCUGGGGUCAGGUUCUUAAGGCAGCAUCGGAGAAGAUCCAAGUUCUGAUGGCCCGGGAGAGCUCUCAGGAGCUUCUCAAGGCGAUUUCCUCUCUGUUCCAAGCCGGGGGCCCUUCCUCCUUCACCGAGCUGAUGUCCAGCGUGUCGAGCCUCUUCUGCGGAUAUCCAGAGGGAGGCGGCUCCAGGGUUCUGUCCUUCAACUGGUACGAGGACAACAACUACAAGGUGUUUCUGGGGGUCAAUGGCACCAAGAGCCACAACUAUGUCUACGAUGACACUGCCACUCCCUUCUGCAACUCCCUGAUGCAAACCCUGGAGUCCAAUCCUGUCACAAAAAUUGUGUGGAAUUCAGUCAAGCCCCUGCUGAUGGGAAAGAUCCUGUACACCCCCGACUCCCCUGCCGUCCACAAGAUAUUAAAGAGCGCCAACACGACCUUCGAGGAGCUAGAGAGGCUCCAGAACAUGUUCAAGGCCUGGGAGGAGGUGGGACCUCAGCUCUGGGAUUUCUUCCACAGCAGCGUCCAGAUGAACGUGAUCAGGGAGACCCUGAAGAACCCUACGGUGACACAGUUUGUGGAUGACAGCCUCGUGGAAACGGACUUCACCACCAAAGACAUUCUUAACUUCCUGCACAACGGUCCGGAUGAGGAGAGGGCGCCGGGAAUGCCAAACUUUGACUGGAGGAACAUCUUUAACACCACCGACCAGAUCAUACGCAUGUUCAGCCAGUACGGAGAGUGCAUCACCCUGAAUAAAUUCGUGGCCAGCACCGACGAAUCCCAGAUGAUCCAUCAGGCCCUGCACCUGCUGGAGGAGAACAAGUUCUGGGCCGGCGUGGUCUUCGCGGACAUGUACCCGUGGACGACGAGCGUUCCCCCGCACGUCAAGUACAAGAUCCGCAUGGACAUCGAUGCGGUGGAGCGCACCAACAAGAUCAAGGACAGGUACUGGGAUCCCGGCCCCAGAGCGGACCCCAUGGAGGACCAGAGGUACAUCUGGGGAGGUUUUGCCUACCUGCAGGACAUGAUCGAGCACGGCGUCAUCAAGGUCCACACGGGCAACGACUGGCCGCUUGGCGUCUACGUCCAGCAGAUGCCGUACCCGUGUUACGUAGAUGACCUCUUCAUGAUCACCCUGAACCGCUGCUUCCCGAUGUUCAUGGUGCUGGCCUGGAUCUACUCCGUGUCCAUGACCGUGAAGAGCAUCGUCCUGGAGAAGGAGCUGCGCCUCAAGGAGACCCUCAAAGCCAUGGGGGUCGACAGUGGGGUCAUAUGGUACACGUGGUUCAUCGACAGCUUCAUCAUGAUGACGGCCAGCACGGCUCUGCUCACCGCCAUCAUCAUGGGUGGGAAGGUUCUGAAUUACAGCGACCCCAUCCUGGUCUUCUUCUUCCUGCUCACUUUCACGGUGGCCACCAUAAUGCAGUGUUUCCUGAUGAGCGUGUUCUUCAACAAGGCCAACCUGGCUGCUGCCUGCAGCGGCAUCAUCUACUUCACCCUCUACCUGCCUCACGUCCUCUGCUUCGCGUGGCAGGACCGCAUCACCAGGAACAUGAAGCUGGCUGCGAGCUUGUUGUCUCCGGUGGCCUUCGGCUUCGGGACGGAGUACCUGUCCCGCUAUGAGGAGCAGGGUCUGGGUCUGCAGUGGAACAACAUCCAGACCAGCCCCUUAGAGAAAGACACUUACUCCUUCCUCACCUCCAUCCUCAUGAUGGUGUUCGACGCCGUCCUCUACGCCGCCUUGGCCUGGUAUCUGGAUAACGUCUUCCCAGGACAGUAUGGCAUCAGUCGACCGUUCUACUUCCCGCUCCAGCCGUCGUACUGGCAAAGACCUAUGCCCUCUCGCACAGAAAUGGCUGAUCAAGAUCCCGAGAAACCUGAACCAGAGAACCGAGAGAAGGACGCUGAGAGCAGAGGCACGCCGGAGGCGUACGCCUGCAACGGCUCGGGCAGCAGGAAAAUCUGCAAGCACCAAAGUAAGAGAGAGCGUCUGGAGAGGGAGCGGGAGCAGAUGAAACAACAAGAGGCAACUCCGAACCAGGACGAGGAGGAGGGGGAGGAGGCGGGGAACGAAGACCAGCUGUUCUUCGAGCCCGACCCAGUGGGCCUGGUUUUGGGCGUGCAGAUUGAAGACCUGGUGAAGGUGUUCGACGGAAGCUCUCGUCCUGCCGUCAACGGCCUCAGCAUCAAUUUCUACGAGGGGCAGAUCACGUCCUUCCUGGGACACAACGGAGCCGGAAAAACCACGACAAUGUCCAUCCUGACUGGCCUCUACCCUCCCACGUCUGGCACAGCAUACAUCAAUGGAAGAGACAUUAGAACUGAUAUAGACAUCAUCCGCUCCUCAAUGGGGAUGUGUCCGCAGUACAACAUCCUUUUCCAAGAUCUCACGGUGGCGGAGCACAUCCUGUUCUACUCACUGCUGAAGGGUCGGACCCAGGCGGAGGCGGAGCAGGAGGUCGAAGACAUGCUGGAGGACUUGGGGCUGCCUCACAAGAGGGACGACGAGGCCCAGAACCUCUCAGGCGGCAUGCAGAGGAAACUGUCCGUCGCCAUGGCAUUUGUCGGGGGGUCGAAGAUCGUCAUCCUGGACGAGCCUACCUCAGGAGUGGACCCUUACUCUAGAAGAUCCAUCUGGGACCUCCUACUAAAAUACAAAGCAGGCCGCACGGUGAUCCUGUCCACCCACCACAUGGACGAGGCCGACCUGCUGAGCGACCGCAUCGCCAUCAUCUCCAAAGGGCAGCUGCACUGCUGCGGGACCCCCCUUUUCCUCAAAAACUGCUUCGGCGUGGGCUUCUAUCUGACCCUGGUGCGCCGCAUGAAGGACCUCAAAAUAAAGGAGAACGACUGUGACUGCGCCUCAGACUGCUCCUGCUCCUGCUCCAUCUGCACCAAAUACAAAGACCAGUCUCAGAACCAGUUCCAGCAGCUCGACAGAGUUCUAGAUGGGGACAUAGACAGCAUCACCGGCCUCAUCCACCAUCACGUUCCUGAGGCCAAACUCAUCGAGAUGAUUGGACAGGAGCUGACCUAUCUGCUGCCCAGUAAAGGCUUCAAACACCGAGCGUACGCCAGCCUGUUCCGGGAGCUGGAGGAGACGCUCGAUGACAUGGGUUUAAGCAGCUUCGGCAUCUCUGAUACGUCACUAGAAGAGAUCUUCAUAAAGGUCACUGCAGACGGAGAGGCAGCGAAUAAUGCCACCAGUGCUGAGCAGUGGAUGUUGCAGGGAAGACAAAAUGGCAUCAGAGUUGGUGCAGAUGGAGACGAAGAACACAACGGAGUGAACGGCACUAACCACGCUUCAGACAGCAACGCAGGAAAGGGCUCCAUGCAGGUGAAAGGUCCCGCUCUGACCCUGAAGCAGUUCUACGCUCUGCUGGUGAAAAGGUUCCACCACGCCACGCGAAGCCAGAAGGACUUGAUGGCGCAGAUCGUCCUCCCUGCCAGUUUUGUCCUGAUAGCUCUGAUCUUCACCACGAUCGUCCCUCCCUUUGGAGAGUACCCAAGCCUGACGCUGAGUCCUUGGCUGUACGGACAACAGUUCACCUUCUUCAGCAAUGAGCAACCAUUUCACCCAAAAAUGAAACAACUCACUGAGCGCUUGUUAAACCCGCCGGGCCUGGGCACACGAUGCAUGGAAGGAGAACCUUUAGGGAUGCCCUGCAGCAACAGCACCAAGGACUGGGAGUAUCCUGACGUCUCCCCCGUGGUCAGCAACAUCUUGCAGAGCCCGGAGUGGACCCAGAGGAACCCGUCGCCUUCCUGCCAGUGCAGCAACAGGAAGAAGCUGACCAUGAUGCCCAUCUGUCCCAUCGGCGCGGGAGGCCUGCCCCCCCGCCAGCGAGUGGAGGCCACAGGGGACACUCUGCUGAACCUGACGGACAGGAACAUCUCCGACUACCUGGUGAAAACCUACCCCAGUCUCAUCAGAACCAGUUUGAAGAGCAAAUACUGGGUGAACGAACAAAGAUAUGGAGGUCUGUCCAUAGGAGGACAGCUCCCCAUCCUGGACGUGGACCCUAAAGACAUCCAGCGUUUUUUCCAUCAGCUGGGACAAAUGCUCAACAUCACCGGGGGUUACUAUUCUGGACGCGCCCUGAGGGACUUUGGUACUUUCUUACGAUACAUGGAAAGUGAAUUCAACAUAAAGGUGUGGUAUAAUAACAAAGGGUGGCACGCCAUGGUUGCCUUCAUGAAUGUGGCCAACAACGCCAUUCUGCGGGGCUUCCUGCCGCCAUCCGCCAAACCCGUGGAGUAUGGCAUCACGGUCACCAACCACCCUCUGAACCUCACCAAAGAGCAGCUCUCUGAAGUUACUGUGUUGACCACUUCAGUGGACGCCGUGGUGGCGAUCUGUGUCAUUUUCGCCAUGUCCUUCAUCCCUGCCAGCUUCGUCCUCUACCUCAUUCAGGAGCGCGUGACCAAGGCUAAACACCUGCAGUUUGUCAGCGGUGUCAGCCCUUUGGUUUACUGGGUGACCAAUUUCUUCUGGGACAUGAUGAACUACUCUGUCAGCACAGCAAUGGUUGUUGGCAUUUUCAUGGCCUUUGACAAAAAGUGCUACACAUCACCAGCCAACCUGCCAGCGCUAGUAUCACUGCUUCUGCUCUAUGGGUGGUCGGUGACGCCCAUGAUGUAUCCCAUGUCCUACGUGUUCAACAUCCCGAGCACCGCGUAUGUGUCUCUGUCCUGCAUAAACCUGUUCAUCGGCAUCAACAGCAGCGCCAUCACCUUCAUCCUGGAACUCUUUGAAAACAACCGGUCUCUGCUGACGUUCAACGAGUGGCUGAAGAAAGUGCUGCUGGUGUUCCCUCACUUCUGCCUGGGGCGAGGACUGAUAGACAUGGCCAUGAACCAGGCUGUUACGGAUGUUUACGCCAGGUUUGGUGAAGAGUACGCUGCCAAUCCUUUCCGGUGGGACUUUGUGGGGAAAAACAUCGCUUUCAUGGCCGUGGAAGGAUUCAUCUACUUCAUUCUCAACAUUCUGCUCCAGUAUCGCUUCUUCUUGGAUCACUGGUUAUCGGACUACAAACGCACUCCUAUACGAGAUGAAGACGAAGACGUGAAAGCAGAGAGGCAGAGGAUUUAUGACGGGGGGAGCAAGACGGACAUCCUGCAAAUCAGGGACCUCUCUAAGACGUAUGUGGGCAGGAAGAGGGCAGCUGUGGACCGAAUUUGUGUGGGAGUCCCUGCAGGAGAGUGCUUUGGUCUCCUUGGAGUUAAUGGAGCUGGAAAGACGACGACCUUCAAGAUGCUGACUGGUGACACAGAUGUCAGCUCGGGGGAGGCUACUGUGGCUGGUUACAGCAUCCUGACAGAGAUUCUGGACGUGCACCAGAACAUGGGCUACUGCCCUCAGUUUGAUGCCAUCGAUGAGCUGCUUACCGGCAGGGAGCAUCUCUACCUCUACGCUCGUCUCAGAGGGGUACCUGAGUCAGAGAUCCCCCGAGUGGCGGAGUGGGGCAUCCAGAAGCUUGGUCUGACUGAAUACGCAGGCCGCUGUGCGGGGACUUACAGCGGAGGCAACAAACGCAAACUCUCCACGGCGAUCGCAAUGAUUGGCUGCCCCGCGCUGGUGCUGCUAGACGAGCCCACGACGGGCAUGGACCCGCACUCCCGACGCUUCCUGUGGAACGCCAUCAUGAGCGUCAUACAGGACGGAAGGGCCGUGGUGCUGACGUCACACAGUAUGGAGGAGUGCGAGGCUCUGUGCACUCGACUGGCCAUCAUGGUCAACGGGACCUUCAAGUGUCUGGGUACCAUCCAACAUCUCAAAUACAAAUUUGGCGAUGGCUACGUGGUGACCAUGAAAAUCAAGGCAGCUAAAGGAGGCCCCUCCCCGGAGCUGGAACCAGUCGAGACCUUCAUGGAGAACUCGUUCCCCGGCUGCGUUCAGCGAGAGAAGCACUACAACACGCUGCAGUACGAGAUCGCCUCCUCCUCCCUGGCUCGGAUAUUCCAGCUGGUGGUGGCCAAUAAAGAGAGGCUCAGCAUCGAAGACUACUCCGUUUCCCAGACGACACUGGACCAGGUGUUUGUCAACUUUGCCAAGCUGCAGAUGGGAGAGGACGAUGACGUCACGUUACAGAAGCGGACGGCGGGUGGGAGGAAGGACAUCAAGAUCUCUCCAGUGAAGAGGAAAACGUGAAAAACAAAAAUACACUUGAAAAACUUCAAAAGUAAAAUCAUUUGUACUAUUGCUUACUUUUUUUCCAUUCAUUUAUUGUCGUAUGUUCAGGUAUUUAUUUUGUUUUUCUUUGUCGGCUGUGUUUCACGCACAGCCGUGCCGCAUUAUUCUCCCGGUGUCAAUCAGAAAUCAUCCUUUACAUUUUAGGAAACAGGUGAACAGAGGUGCAGGUGUGAAUCUGUUUCGGAUCGGGCAUCUCUUUCACAUGCUUUGUACAGGCUCUGUGCAGUCCGUUCUAGCUGAUUUAUACUUCAUCAUUAAGUCACAAAUAAAAACAUGUGAAGUUU
Mugil cephalus (flathead mullet) is the source of this 8089-nucleotide messenger RNA. RefSeq names its product retinal-specific phospholipid-transporting ATPase ABCA4-like. The record is from RefSeq and is a predicted model, not a curated record. Gene Ontology annotation, biological process: lipid transport; transmembrane transport. The coding region runs from base 801 to 7763 and encodes 2320 amino acids. Gene Ontology annotation, cellular component: membrane; intracellular membrane-bounded organelle. Gene Ontology annotation, molecular function: ATP binding; lipid carrier activity; ABC-type transporter activity. Lineage: Eukaryota; Metazoa; Chordata; Actinopteri; Mugiliformes; Mugilidae. The transcript is spliced from 50 exons.